Vanessa tameamea is the source of this 2175-nucleotide messenger RNA. RefSeq names its product E3 SUMO-protein ligase ZBED1-like. The record is from RefSeq and is a predicted model, not a curated record. Gene Ontology annotation, cellular component: nucleus. The transcript has a single exon. Gene Ontology annotation, molecular function: protein dimerization activity; DNA binding. The coding region runs from base 347 to 2119 and encodes 590 amino acids. Gene Ontology annotation, biological process: regulation of transcription by RNA polymerase II. NCBI's taxonomy places the organism in Eukaryota, Metazoa, Arthropoda, Insecta, Lepidoptera, Nymphalidae.
AACGUUAAAUUCCACGGAUUUAGACAUAGAGUUUGCAUAAGGGCCAUAUUCCAUAAACAAAAAUACUGUCAUUGUCUCUGGAAACGGGAAUUCACCAAAAGUAUAUUUACAAAAAAGAUUCGUUGCGUACCGUAUUUACUCACUCUUGUAAAUUAUAUUCAUCAAAGAAUACAGUUACGUGGGAAAUUAUAAUACUACCUACGUUAUCGAAAAAAUAUAUAGGUAGGUAUAUAGUUUAAUGACAGUGCAAAACUAAAAGUAAUUAUAAACUAAAACUUAUUAAUACUUACAUAUAAAAAUUUUAAUAUUGUCAAAACAUAUUUAAACUUGUUUAUAAAUUUUCAGAAUGCCAAAAGUACAGUCAAAAACUAGAGGUCAAUUUGACAAGGUAGACGAAAGCGGGACCAAAGUACGGUGUAAAUUGUGUUCUGCCGUGCUAACAACUGGAGGCGGAACAUCAAAUAUGUUAUCACAUUUGAAAAGAAAGCAUUCGGAGAUUGUGAGUACACAAACAAAUUCUUCUAUAUCAUCUGGUGAUAACAAUGAUAGCGUAUCCACUAUAGAGCAGUCUCUUAGUCCAAAUUUUAAGGAAAUAGACGAAGCACUAACUUUGAUGUUAGCUACCGAUUUUCAACCGUUUUCGAUGGUGGAUGAUAAGGGGUUUAGAAACUUUGUUCGGCAUAUUAACCCAAAUUACAGAAUUCCAGAAAAACGAACGAUUCGUUACGAAUUAAUGCCCAAAUUGUUUAACGAAUUGAAAGCAAAGUUAAAAAGAAUCUUAUCUGAUAUUGAUAACUUGUCACUGACCACAGAUGUAUGGACAAGUAAUUCUAUGGAGUCAUACAUCACAAUUACUGUACACUUUUUUUAUAGAGAUGAUCUUAAAAGUUGUGUACUAACUACUACACUUUUAACAGAGUCACACACAGCAGAUCAUUUAAAAGAUGUUGUCCAUCAAAUAUUUACUGAAUGGGAAAUCCGGGAUAAAGUUAUUUGCAUCACGACAGAUAAUGGGGCCAAUAUAGUAAAAAUGGUGAGACUGUUAGGACUACGUAGCAUGCCUUGUUUUGCACAUACUCUAAAUUUGGUUGUAGAAUAUUCCUUAAAAGUUCCUGGAUUAAUUGAUUUGAUAGAAAAGUGCAAAAAAAUUGUUAAAUAUUUCAAAAAAUCUAAUAUUGCCACACUGACACUUCGCAAAGAACAAAAAGAAAGAAACCCAAAUGUAGAACCAUUACAAUUGAUACAGGAAGUUCGCACCCGCUGGAAUAGCGUUUAUUAUAUGAUAAAAAGAAUUUUAAAAUUAAUUGACAGUAUAACCGCGGCACAAAGAAAACUACCCCAAGCGCCUGAUAUAAUUAGUCCAGAAGAAGAGAAUAUUUUAAAAGAUGUAGUGAUUUUACUAGACAUAUUUGAGCAAGCCACUGAAAUGAUAAGCGGAGAUCAAUAUCCGACAUCUAGUUUAAUAAUACCGAUUAUUUAUGGGUUGUUUGAUAACAUUCAAAGUUUGGGCCCCAGAGUCUCCAUAACUGUCGGUACAAUAUUUCUGCAAACACUAAAAGAAAAUAUGAACAAUCAUUUAUUGGAUUACGAAUCUCGAACAGUUUGUCGCAUAUCUACCAUACUGCAUCCCGUUUUCAGGAAUAGCUUCAGACAUUUGAAUAAUAAAUUGGCUGCUAAAGAAGCCGUAAAGGCAGAAAUAAAUAAUAUUAUCCGAGUCAGAAACCUACCCCAAGUCACAGACAUAGACACGUUAAGUAUUGCAAGUACUAGCGACACAGGUCGCCCAGAUUUGCUAGGAUUUUUAAAAAAGAAUCUCAAUAAUGGAGGUAUCACGGCAGCCACAGCAAUCAACUUAAUAAAAAUGUACACGGAAACACAAUUUCCACAUAACAGCCAUAACUGGGAUGAUGUGGUUCAAUUUUGGAAAUUCAAUAAACAUUUGGAGCCUUUGGACGAAAUAGCGUUCAAAUAUCUAGCUGUGCCAGCAACUUCUGUUCGGUCUGAGAGAGUAUUUUCUACGACAGGACACAUAUUAAAUGAUCGAAGAAAUAUGUUGCGCCAUGAUGCAAUUGAUAUGUUAUGUUUUUUGAAUCAAAAUCAGAAUUUAUUAUCUUUAUAAUACAUAUGUAUAGAAAUAAGAUCCAGAGUCCUAUCAAUCUCCCAUUGUGUUUUUUU